Molecule: messenger RNA, 1314 nt
Organism: Suillus paluster
Lineage: Eukaryota; Fungi; Basidiomycota; Agaricomycetes; Boletales; Suillaceae
Product: S-adenosyl-L-methionine dependent methyltransferase
Exons: 11
Coding region: 1-1314 (437 amino acids)
Biological process (GO): rRNA base methylation
Cellular component (GO): nucleus
Molecular function (GO): 23S rRNA (adenine(1618)-N(6))-methyltransferase activity
Source: RefSeq, a predicted model, not a curated record
AUGCACCCUCGCAAUCCGUACAACGAGCCUCUUGAUUUCGCUGACCUUGCGAGGCGCUACCCUCCUCUCAGGCCACAUGUCUUUAUCAACCAUACAGGGUCAAGCACGAUAAACUUCAAAAGCCUUCCAGCGCAAAGGCGUUUAACAGAAGCACUCUUUCAUCUCGACUAUGGUCUUUCAUUAACACUACCAGAUGAUAGGCUCUGCCCCCCAGUGCCAAACAGAUUAAACUACGUUCUUUGGCUACAAGACAUAGUGAAAUCCACUUGCGUUUCCGACACUGUCAGAGGGCUUGACAUUGGCACUGGCGCUUCAGCAAUCUACCCGUUAUUGGCUUGUCGUAUUCAGCCUACUUGGAACUUCAUAGCUACAGAUAUCGAUGGACGGUCUGUUCAGUUCGCCCAACAAAACAUCACUCAGAAUUCCAUGGAAAGUCGCAUUAUUGUUCAGCACGUGCCGGCUGAUGGUGCUAUUCUUCAACCAUUACUUGCAAGUUCGAUGAAUUUCGAUUUCACCAUGUGCAACCCGCCUUUUUAUAGUAGCGCCGAGGACGUUUCUCGUUCAGCCGAAUUUAAGGAGCUUGGUCCGAAUGCAGUUUGCUCCGGAGCAGAAGUGGAGAUGAUAACUCCAGGAGGAGAAACAAGUUUCGUCGCUCGGAUUUUCUCAGAGAGCCUACAGUUGACGACGAAGUGCCGGUGGUAUACUUCUAUGCUUGGGAAAAUGUCAUCAAUUCCUGAUAUUGUUUCCCUCUUUCGCGAACACAGUGUAGACAACUAUGCUAUAACGGAGUUUGUCCAGGGUCGAACACGCCGUUGGGCCAUAGGCUGGUCAUUUCAAGAUGCCAGGCUUCCAGACACCUUUGCUCGCAUCUCCAACCCCACCCUGCAGAAUAUGAUGCCUCCUCGAAACACGCUUCAUCGCGUGUUUCCGGGCGCUCGAUCUGUAGACAUCCUGGCAAUCGCUUUACGGAACGUUCUUGCACUUAUUGACGGCGUAUCGGUCGCAUCUUCGGCUGCGCCUGUGGCUUCUAAAAAUUCAUCUACCAUACUGGUGCAUGCCCGAGGGAACACCUGGUCCCGCGCGGCACGAAGGAGAAGACUUCCAGAAACAGUCUGCGCACAAGAGCCACAAGUCCUGCAUUGUUCGAUUGAAUGCCACGAACCCUCAUCCUCCUAUAUUUUGAAGGACGAUAUUCCAUGCGAGAUUGUAUUCACCUGGGUUGAGGGCAAAGAUCGGUCGGUCUUCGAGAGCUUUGCUAGUCAUGUAAGCCGAAAAGUCACUUCUACCCUACAAGAGUCUGGGGAUGUCUUAUGA